Laccaria bicolor S238N-H82 is the source of this 2925-nucleotide messenger RNA. RefSeq lists its product as uncharacterized. The transcript has 5 exons. The record is from RefSeq and is a predicted model, not a curated record. NCBI's taxonomy places the organism in Eukaryota, Fungi, Basidiomycota, Agaricomycetes, Agaricales, Hydnangiaceae. The coding region runs from base 1 to 2925 and encodes 974 amino acids.
AUGCGUUUAGCCACACUCGUUUUUGCGACCAUCGCUAUUCAUCUACUCUCAUCUUUCUCCGUCCUUGCGGUCCAACCUCAUCCUCCCUCACGCCGAGAACCGAAGCGCAAAUCGCCCUCUCUUGACACUCCCAUUACCUUGCGCCAGCAUCGCGAGCCCCGCGCGUUGCUUGACUUGUGCAUCAAUGCCGAAGUCGACCUUCUUGCCGACAUUGGAGAUCUGCUGGGAGAUUUGCUAGGCCCACUUGAUAUCAAUACCAACGUUAAAUUGUGUGUUUGUCUGAAAGAUCUUGAUCUUUAUCUUGACACCAAUGUCGAUAUUGCCGCACUUGUCGACCUUCUUGGUAAAGAUCAGGUCGCGGCCAUCAUCACCGCUCUGAUCAACAGUUCUCCGGAAGCCAGACAAUGUAAUUUGCCUCCCCACUCACAUCGCACAUGCAACAGUUAUGACCCUUGCGACUUCAAAUGCGAAAAGAACUACGUCCGUCAGGGGAACAACUGUGUUUGCGCUUACCCACAUACGACGUGCAAUGGUGUCUGUGGCACCUUUCCACGAGGAUGCGGCUCCGCUGUCCCCCAUCAUUUGAAGCCUCGGAACAGCCCUAUUGUGACCAUCGCGCAAGCUAAAGCACAUUGCAAAUCUCAUGAAACCGUUUGUGGCCUCCCAGGGAGGGAAGGCACCUUGGAUUUUGAUUGCAUUGAUAUACGCAAUGACCCAAACAGCUGUGGCGGCUGCAUGGCACCUCACCCCUUCCCGGAAACACAUCCUUCUCUUCUGCCGUCGGGGAAGGACUGUUCACGUAUACCCAACGCCAAAGCGGUCGCCUGUGCCAGCGAAGAAUGCGUCGUGAAGCGAUGCAAGGACGGAUGGGUGACAAAUCCUAGUCAAGACACAUGCGUUCGGGAUGUCGAGGGUUCUUUUCGCCUGCAAAAGAAUAAGAAACGUGUUAUAGACGCCAGCGCAUCCGCGGAGGCUUCUGUUGAUUCUGGUCUUGUGGAGAAGCUUUCUGCGCUCGUUACCGCGGUGGUGGACAUUAAUGGAUAUGCUCAACCUGCAAACCAGCCAUCCUUCGCAUCUCCCUAUGCGCUUCCAUCCGAUUCGUCUGCUAUCCACGUGUCAAACCUCAUCAACACUGUUUCUACAGGGACAGUUGACCUAAUAUCCUCUUCCUCUGUCUCAUCCUUCAACGUCAACUUCAAAUCCCUCAGCUAUGCAAAUACACUUCUCCGUAACACUUUAGCCGAGUGUGGAUGUGUCGAGAGGCUUGCCCUGGAACCGCUUGUGACGGCCGUCGAAACGAUGGCUACGGUCACUCUUGAUACUCAGAAUUAUCUCACUAGCCACCCUAUUGUGUCUGUCAACAAUGGUACCGUAAUUGAUCUCGACCUAUCCGUUGCCAUUGAAGCCGCCUCGGAUCUCCUCUCCGGUCUCCACCUUGAAGAAACCAACUCUGCAAGUUUCAGAUCUGUGGUCGGAAACCCUACAAAUGCGCUUCUCGAUCGUUCGAAUCUCAGGCCUCGCCCCCAUAAGCGUGAUAAUCCCACUGCCUUCGAAGUGGACGCCGAUGUUGUUCUUGAUUCCGAUUUACUUGCCCAACUAAAGGCUCUCGUCGUGCUCGUUGUCGACUUGAAUCAUGCUAAUGUCCUUCUGCCACCUUCUGGACCUCCCGCUCCUCACGCACAAACCGUCGCUUCUAACGUCGCACAAGCUGUUGUUGAAGCGACAGCCGAGCUCUUGGCUUCAUCCACGAUUUUCUCGUUCGUUACCAACGUCAACAACCUCAUGAAUGUCAACGCCGUCGUAUUGAACACGCUUCACGGGUGUGAUUGUGUUGAAGAUCUCAACCUUCGCCAAGUUCUCAACAACCUCUUGAAGGUGUCAGAGGCAACCCUCGGUCUACAGAGUUGGUGUGACCGACAUCCAGUCGCACAUCAUGUUUCUAAAUCAGGAUCCCUGUCAUCAACCAUUCCCAACACGUCCAAUGCGCCUAUUACACUGGACCUCUCACACCUUCUAUCUGGCUCAGUUUCGGCGAACGUAAAAGGAAGCAUUAGCGUUGGAGGCGCCCUUCUUGCCGGGCCUAGUAACGAACUGAACCAUCUUUUGGGAAGUGCAAUCUUCAAGCGGGGUGGAGUGGGGCGUCGUGGUUUAGAUUCUGCUACUCUCAAUGCCAGCGUCGCCGCCACAGCGAACUUGGACUUCGAGACCAGGCUUUUCAUUCUCGUGAAUCAGGUGGCGAAGCUCGAGGCUGCUUCAAGUAGCCUCCAGCCGUCUCUUUCCUCAGAUCUCAUCAAUUUGAAGUCUUCCAUUCGUACCACUCUCGUCGACGCCAUCGUGGACGCCACUGUGAAAUUUUUACAUGAGCCAGCCGUUCCAUCCAUCGUAUCCAAUGUUGAUUAUUUGGUUGAGAUCAUAUCGCAUGUCAGCGUUGCUCUGGACAAAUGUAGCUUCACCGACGAUCUAGGACUCGGAUCACUCGCCACUGAUUUGAAGUUGGUAUCAAACUCUGUGCUUGACCUUCAACUCUGGUGUCGAUCUCACUCUGAUGCAUCAUUGUUACCUGAAGUGUCCUAUGCUCUUUCUGCUGUCGCUCAGGUCUAUCAACCCAAGCUGCCUCAUCGGCUUUCUAGUGGGAUUGAUGUAAGCAUCGCAGGCUUGGAGAAUGGACUUGGUAAGGCGGUGAUUGAAUUACUGGAUGACUUUUUGAAGCCCGGGGGUGGAUCUGCGGGCGUCGAUUUGAACCUUUCUGCAACGCUCGACGCCCUCGCCCACCUUGUUAUUGGUUCUAAUGUCAAUUCGCAUGUUGGAACCCAGAUCGAUACCCUCACAACAGAUGCUCUGAACUCUGAUCUUCUCGUUGGAGUUGGCCUUGAAGGAGACGUUGGGUUGGGCGUCGACGAACAUACAGAUGGCUCGGCGGAGUGA